Molecule: messenger RNA, 910 nt
Organism: Callithrix jacchus (white-tufted-ear marmoset)
Lineage: Eukaryota; Metazoa; Chordata; Mammalia; Primates; Cebidae
Gene: TTC36
Product: tetratricopeptide repeat domain 36
Molecular function (GO): protein binding
Source: RefSeq, a predicted model, not a curated record
UUGAGAAAUAUUCUGCCAAGCCAGGGUCAACCCUCCAGGCCACAGGUUGAGCAAAUGCUAUGGCCCAGAAAGGGAGACACUCCUCAUGAAGGGGUGGUCUUCAUCCUUUUAGAUCAACUUCCUGCUGGAGGCUCCACCCCUACCACUGUCCUCCCUAUUCUCUCAUCCGGAGUCGUCUUUUGGGAUUUUUGGAGUUGAGCACCAUGGGGACUCCAAAUGAUCAGGCAGUGCUGCAGGCCAUCUUCAACCCUGACACCCCAUUUGGAGACAUUGUUGGAUUGGACGUGGGAGAGGAAGCAGAAAAGGAAGAACUAGAAGAAGAUGAAGCUUUCCCUCAAGCACAGCUGGAGCAGUCCAAGGCCCUGGAGCUGCAGGGGGUGAUGGCAGCAGAGGCUGGGGACCUCAGCACAGCUCUGGAGAGGUUUGGCCAAGCCAUCUGCCUGCUGCCUGAGAGGGCUUCAGCCUACAACAACCGUGCCCAGGCCAGGCGACUCCAGGGAGACGUGGCAGGUGCCCUGGAGGACCUGGAGCGCGCGGUGGAGCUUAGCGGCGGCCGGGGACGCGCCGCCUGCCAGAGCUUUGUGCAGCGCGGACUCCUGGCGCGGCUGCAGGGCCGGGACGACGACGCCCGCAGGGACUUCGAGCGGGCAGCGCGGCUGGGCAGCCCCUUCGCGCGGCGCCAGCUGGUGCUGCUCAACCCCUACGCCGCGCUGUGCAACCGCAUGCUGGCCGACAUGAUGGGACAGCUGCGCCGCCCCGUCAACGGCAGCUGAGCGCUGCGGAGCUCCGGCGUCUGGGGGCGAGGGAACGGGAAGGGGGGCGCCUGAACCAAUAAAGUCGUCGGGCCUCACCAACUCUGCCUGCUCCUGCGUCCUGCCUGCGCCCGGCGAGAAGGGCACCCGGGGGGACU